This is a messenger RNA of Pyrenophora tritici-repentis Pt-1C-BFP, 1938 nucleotides long. The record is from RefSeq and is a predicted model, not a curated record. Lineage: Eukaryota; Fungi; Ascomycota; Dothideomycetes; Pleosporales; Pleosporaceae.
AUGGAUGAGGAGCAGCGACCCCUAGACCGAUCGCCAUACUAUGUGAAGCAUUCUGAGCAUCUUGACCGUGUACUCAGCAGACCUCAGCUUGCAGCUGUUAGCUAUGUCUUUGCCGGUGGUAUCGUUGCUUGUGUUAUGUAUACCAUUACUGAGAUGGUAGCAUGUCGACCCUUGACGGGAGCUCUGAUUGACCUGCCCCACACCUUUCUGGAUCCUGCGUGUGGGUUUGCCAUUGCAGCCAUGUAUGGACUGGGCAAGAUCUGCGCAAUGGCUAGUCUUACUGCGAAUGCGGCAGAGCUCACUACCUAUCUGAAGAAAGAUCAGAAGCCGCAUAGCACUGGUACGGAGGCAGCUAUCAACAUCGCUUUCAUCGCUUUGACGACAUUUUCCCACUGCCUCGGUGUCAAGCUAUACGGGAAGAUUGAGAGAGCAGUCAUGUGGUUCAAGAUUAUCUUGCUGCUAUUUGUUUGCAUUAUGAUGGUCAUACUCAACUUCGGAGGCGGGGGUCGCAAAAUACAGGGAAACUAUUCCGACAACUACACUAAGAAUGCAUUCACGCCUGGCUUUAAACCUAAUGGAUAUGAUAGCCUUGGCUCUAUUCCACUCAGACUUAGGGGCGUCUCCGAAGAUUCUUUUGGUAUCUCUGGGCCUGGAGGCACUGUGUUCGCCUUCAUCACGUCAAUUACACUAGCCAUGUUCUCCUGUCUCGGAACAGAUCUUGUCGCCAUGACUGCGGGAGAGGCAAAGCACCCAUGGAAGGAUAUUCCAAUCACCAUGUCCUUUGUCUACCUCGUCCCACUAACCAUGUACCCUUUUGCCAUGUUCGCUGCUGGAGCGAACGUCAACUACGCCAAUCCCAAUCUUUCCAAGAUGUGGGCAAAAAGCAACAUAUCCACCAGGUCGCCAUUUAUUGUUGCUGCGGAAGAGUCUUCACUCACGGCAUUACCAAAAGUGCUCAAUGCAUUCUUCAUAGUGUCGGCGUAUACUACCGCAAACAACGAUCUAUAUGGCGCCUCGCGAAGCGUCUUCAUGCUAUCACAGCAGUACCUUCCGAGAAGAAUAGCUAACAUCUUCGGCCGAACCAACAACGGUCAUACACCUCUAGCGGCAAUUCUCUUGUGUUCAGCACUUGGGUUCUUGUCACUGAUCGGUUUGGCGGAUAAGUCGGGUUCACAACCGAGCAUUACGCUUUCCGAGCUUUACACCGGUACUGCAACUUGCAUCAACCUAUUUCUCUGCAUCACAUUCUUGCGCUUCAAAGCUGGACUUGACCGCUUGGCGAAACGAAGGAUCUUCUCGCGAGAACAUCCACUUUACAGGUCGCGCCUAUUUAAGUCUCGGUGGCAGCCACUUCCCGCGUAUAUCGGUAUCAUAGGCAGUGCAUUUGUGAUUAUAUGGUCGGGCAUACCACCACUGGCGAUCCUUGUGACCAAGGGCAGCAUAAACCGCAGUUCAACCUCAGGGACCCAACUCAAGUCAACAAUCAGUCUUCUCUUUGACGUCAUCGGAGCUUAUAUUGGACCUUUGUUCUUCGCAUCACUCUACCUAUCCUACAAGUACAUCUUCCCGCGCACAUCCCGCGUCGACAUUCGCAACCUCACAGUCGAAGACUACGUGCUGGAAGACUUAUCCAGCAUCGAGCUCGAGGGCCCGACAUCAACACCCCCAGUACCGCGACACCGCUUUGGGUCGCACGAAAUGGAUGCGCAGAAUGACAAUCUCGUGAGCCUCACGGGUAUGUUCCAGGAUCCGUUCAAAGAAGAGCAGAUGCAUCUCAGUGUCAGCAUGGAUCCCGACAUGCAAGAGGAGAUUGAGACGGAGGCUGCGAGGAACAAUGAAAGAGCGCGCAUUAGGCAGAUUUUGGAAAGAAGGCCAGAACGAAUGCGGCGGGGAAUUUGUAGAGAGAUUUGGAGUUUUGUCAUGACCGAUAAAGACUAG